Molecule: messenger RNA, 2128 nt
Organism: Triticum aestivum (bread wheat)
Lineage: Eukaryota; Viridiplantae; Streptophyta; Magnoliopsida; Poales; Poaceae
Product: acetylajmalan esterase
Exons: 4
Coding region: 941-2053 (370 amino acids)
Molecular function (GO): hydrolase activity, acting on ester bonds
Source: RefSeq, a predicted model, not a curated record
CCUUAUUGGCAUCCAUCUCCUUAGCUAGACCUGCAAUCUUCAGAUCCUCUCUGUCCUUAAGGCUAUCACAUCUUCUGAUCAUCUCAGAUCCUUUGUUGCAACCUUUUCCUUUCUUUUCGGCUUUUUUUUUUAUCAUAGUACCAAAGGAAUCCUGCUCUUAACUUGCAUUAUAAUCAACCAGGUCUAGAUCCUCCUGCUCCUUUUCAGUUGAGUCGGGGGUCCUCAAUUCUCCUGUUAGCAUUUGCAUCCUUCAUCUCUUUUUCCUCUUCCAUGUUCUCAUCAAAUUCUCUGUCUAGAGUCUUAUUGCCAGUUUGAGAUCCACCGGUUUUCAGCUUCUCAAAUUUUGUUGUGACAUAUGCAAUGCGAAUUGCAAAGCACGCAACUUACGUCAGAAUAUGCCCGGAUGAUUUCGUUUUCUUCCCACGGGAAACGUACGUGCGCGCGUCGUGAGCAGCGCAAGGCUGUUGCUCAUCUUUGUUCUAUCUUCGCUCAAGGCGUAAAAAAGAAUUCCGUUCUUUCUCGUAAGAUUUCGUUAUCUUUUCAGAGAAACGUACUCCCUCCGAAAAGAGAUAGUGAUUUAAACGCUCUGGUACAUACGUGAUGAUCAACGGCAGGCUAGCUGUUGCUUUUCCUUCUUUUCCCUGCUGCUGAUGACUCUAGUCCAAAGGAAAGCAGAAACCCGAGGAUCAGCAGCAAAAGCGACAGACAGAAUGUUUUCUCGCCACACCCCCACACGCGCGCCGUCCCAGCAACGAAAGAACCACCACCCCACGCUUCUCUCUAGAACACCCGGCCGGAUGGUGCGCGUGCGGCUCUCACUGUUUCUGCCCUGCUGCCUCUUCGACGUGCGUAUAAAUAGAGGCCACGGCGAGCACACGGAGUCCUCAUCAUCACUCGCUAGCUCGAUCGACUCCUGUCAUUUGUUAGAACCGUUUUCUGCAUGGCUUCCUCGGCAGCUUUCCUCCUCCUCGUCGCUGCUGCUCUGCACGUGUGUUGCUGCCGCGGGCAAGGCGGCGGCGAGGGCGCGGUGGCGGCGAUCUACAGCCUCGGCGACUCCAUCACGGACACGGGCAACCUGGCCAAGGAGGCGCCGCCGGGCGCCUUCGAGACCAUCAAGCACCUCCCCUACGGCGUCACCUUCGGCCGCCCCACCGGCCGAUGCUCCGACGGCCUCCUCAUGAUCGACUUCCUCGCUCAGGACAUGGGCCUCCCGUUCCUCAACCCUUACCUGGCCAAGAACACGAGCUUCGACCACGGCGUCAACUUCGCCGUCGCCGGAGCCACCGCCAUGGACCCCGACGACCAGUCCAACCGGACCUUCUCCCUCAAGCUGCAGCUCCGGUGGUUCAAGGACUUCAUGAAGUCCACCUUCGACACCGACGAAGAAAUUCGCAAAAGGCUCCAAUCUUCUCUGGUUCUGGUCGGGGAGAUCGGAGGAAAUGACUACAACUACGCGUUCUUCGGGAACAAGUCUGUCAGUGAGGUGGAGAAACUAAUCCCAGCCGUGGUUCAUACCAUCAUCGACGCCACCAAGGAAGUGCUGGACAUGGGCGCGAGCAGAGUCAUCGUCCCGGGCAACUUCCCCAUCGGGUGCUUCCCGAGCUACCUCACCGCGAUGGCCUCGCCGGAGCAGUCGGCCUACGACUCCGCGGGCUGCCUCAACGACCUUAACCUCUUCGCCGCCAAGCACAACGCGCAGCUCCAGCGAGCCGUCGCCGGCCUCAGGGAGUCGUACCCCGACGCGGCCAUCGCCUACGCCGACUACUUCAACUCCUUCCUCGGCCUCCUCAAGGGUGCCACGGCGCUCGGCUUCGACGAGAAUAGCACGCACACGGCAUGCUGCGGCGCCGGCGGCAGGUACAACUACGACGAGAGGCGGAUGUGCGGCGUGGAGGGGACGGCGGCGUGCGCGGACCCGUCGGCGUACGUGAGCUGGGACGGCAUCCACAUGACGCAGGCGGCGUACAAGGCCAUGUUCAGGCUCAUCUACCACGGGAGGUACCUGCAGCCGCAGAUACUCAGCUUCCCGGAGGAGAAAAAUGGGCAGACAUGAUAGACUGUUUUGAUUCUCCCCUAGACUAGACGAUGGAAGCCUCGUCGCGACAUUUUGAGCCUUCGAUGAGUUCUU